UCUUACGUCUCCUAUCUUUGGCCGACUCAGCCGGUUGGCCUGGAUGUAAAACGGGCGGCGCGAGGCUCGUGUUUACGUUUCGUCCACCUGCAGCAGGCAAUCUGACUGCGGGAUUAACGAGACCCCGAAGCAUCACUGAGCGGGAUUAACUGGACAGUGAAGCAUCACUGAGCGGGAGCAUCAAGGUGAGGAGGCGUCUGGAAAAGGAGCUGGUUCUCUCGUCUCCGUCAGUCAAUUUGAUUUGCCCUUCUUUUACGUCAUCUGUCAUGAGCGGAAGAGUCGGAGACCUCAGUCCCAAACAGGCUGAAGCACUACAGCUGUUUCGAGAGAGGAUACAAGACAUUCUUCCACAACUUCCUGCACAGCAUGACCACUUCCUGUUACGCUGGCUCAGAGCCAGAAACUUCAAUUUGCAGAAGUCUGAGGCCAUGCUGCGGAAGCAUUUGGAGUUUAGGAAACAGAUGAAAAUAGACACAAUAAUCACUGAAUGGCGUCCACCGGAGGUGAUAGAGAAGUAUCUGUCAGGAGGGAUGUGUGGUCAUGAUCUUGAGGGUAGUCCCAUCUGGUACGAUGUGAUUGGACCGGUGGAUCCUAAAGGCCUCUUCCUGUCUGCCUCCAAACAAGACUUCAUCAAGUCCAAAAUAAGAGACUGUGAGAUGCUGCAGAAGGACUGUGACCGCCAGUCAGAGAGGUUGGGGAGGAAUGUGGAGUCAAUCACUAUGAUCUAUGAUGUUGAAGGUCUAGGUCUGAAACACUUAUGGAAGCCUGCGAUAGAAACAUAUGGGGAGAUUCUCCAGAUGUUCGAAGACAACUACCCUGAAGGUUUGAAGAGACUGUUUGUUAUUAAAGCACCCAAACUCUUUCCUGUGGCCUACAACCUUGUGAAGCACUUUCUGAGUGAGAUCACAAGACAAAAGAUUCAUAUUCUUGGAGAUAACUGGAAGGAAGUUUUACUGAAGUACAUCGAUGCAGAGGAGCUGCCGAUGAUAUAUGGUGGUAAACUGACAGAUCCCGAUGGAGAUCCUCGCUGUCGGACCAGGAUUAAUAAUUGGGCCCACGACUGAUGAGGAACAGACGGAAAGAAUUUCAUUUUCGGGCUGCUUUCAGGAUACAAGAAUUUAUGAGCCUCUGUGUUUAUAAAUAAAUGUUUUAGUUAGCUAGCUGUGUCGUCAACAAUAUACAGUAUUAUUAUUAUUUUGGUGUAGAAACUAACCCUAACCCUAAGGUAAUGAGAACAAAACAGAUAUUAAUUUUCAGGUGAUUAUAAAAGGAUAAAAACAUUAUCGUUAAUACUGCGUUAAGUGUUUGUAAAUAGAUUCUCCCUAAAUCCUACACACUUCACUUUUUCCCACAAACGUUCGAGCCUUAUAUUUCUUGUGUAUGAAGUUUUUUGAAGUUUUGAUUUUGGUUCUACAAUAUAUCUAAAAUAUGUAAAGAAUCAACUCAUCAUGAGAUGCCUGAUGCAUUUUUGCUCUCUAACUUGAUGGCGUUUGUUUUCUUUGUGUGAUUUCUUUUCGCAGUUGUAUAUUUUCUUUUUGUCAGUUGCUGUUUCUUCACGACUGCUGUUUGUUAAGACAUUUCUACAUGACUUUUAGAGAAGUGGUUUCAGAUGAGUUUGACAUAACAAUGCUCACUUCCCAGAAACAACACUACAGGUUUGAAUUGAAAAAUAAAGACACAACAUGAAUUUUUAGUCUGUCUGAUAGGAUUAACUGUAUGUAUAAUAAACAGGACAGUGUGAGAAA
This is a messenger RNA of Solea senegalensis (Senegalese sole), 1745 nucleotides long. Its product is annotated as SEC14-like protein 2. The transcript has 10 exons. Gene Ontology annotation, cellular component: cytoplasm. The record is from RefSeq and is a predicted model, not a curated record. The coding region runs from base 267 to 1064 and encodes 265 amino acids. NCBI's taxonomy places the organism in Eukaryota, Metazoa, Chordata, Actinopteri, Pleuronectiformes, Soleidae.